This is a messenger RNA of Manis javanica (Malayan pangolin), 7673 nucleotides long. It is a transcript of the gene ATP7A, whose product is annotated as ATPase copper transporting alpha. Lineage: Eukaryota; Metazoa; Chordata; Mammalia; Pholidota; Manidae. Gene Ontology annotation, molecular function: ATP hydrolysis activity; ATP binding; copper ion binding. Gene Ontology annotation, biological process: copper ion homeostasis; monoatomic cation transport. Gene Ontology annotation, cellular component: membrane. The record is from RefSeq and is a predicted model, not a curated record.
CUGCAACUAUUGUGAAUUCUCUAUCACUGUUUACUGGUGUAAAUUCCUCAGGAUUCAAAACCUGGGUAGAAGCAUCUGCCCAUCUGGGUCUAAAGUCACUUAGCAGCAUCUCAGCUUCAAGGAUGAAGGACAAGGAAUGUAAAGAAGAAGUCAAAAUGGAUUCAAGUAUGGGUGUGAAUUCUGUCACCAUUUCUGUUGAGGGGAUGACAUGUAGUUCCUGUGUUUGCACCAUUGAGCAACAGAUUGGAAAACUAAAUGGUAUACAUCACAUUAAAGUUUCACUGGAAGAAAAAAAUGCAACUAUUAUUUAUGACCCUAAACUGCAGACUCCAAAGACCCUGCAGGAAGCUAUUGAUGACAUGGGCUUUGAUGCUAUUCUCCACAAUCCUACCCCUCUCCCUGUUUUAACUGACACUGUGUUUCUAACUGUUACUGCUUCACUGGCUCCCCUAUGGGACCAUAUCCAUAGCACAUUGCUCAAGACCAAGGGUGUGACAGACAUUAAAAUUUCCCCUCAGCAAAGAACGGCAGUGGUGACAAUAAUCCCUUCUAUAGUGAAUGCCAAUCAGAUAAUAGAGCUGGUUCGGGAUGUCAGUUUAGAUAUUGCAACUCUGGAGAAAAAGUCAGGAACUUGUGAAGAUUACUGUAUGGCUCAAGCAGGUGAAGUCAUACUGAAGAUGAAAGUGGAAGGGAUGACCUGCCAUUCAUGCACUAGCACCAUUGAAGGAAAAAUUGGGAAGCUGCAAGGUGUUCAACGAAUUAAAGUCUCCCUGGACAACCAAGAAGCUACUAUUGUUUAUCAACCUCAUCUUAUCACAGUAGAGGAAAUAAAAAAGCAGAUUGAAGCUGUGGGCUUUUCAGCAUUCAUCAGAAAACAGCCCAAGUACCUCAAAUUGGGAGCUAUUGAUAUAGAACGUCUAAAGAACACACCGCUCAAAUCCUCAGAAGGAUCGCAGCAGAGGAGUCCAUCAUAUAGCAAUGAGUCUGCAGUCACUCUCAUCAUAGAUGGCAUGCAUUGUAAAUCAUGUGUAUCAAAUAUUGAAAGUGUUUUAUCUACACUCCAAUACGUAAGCAACAUAGUAGUUUCUUUAGAGGGUAGAUCUGCCAUAGUGAAGUAUAAUGCAGACUCAGUCACUCCAGAAACCCUGAGAAAAGCAGUAGAGGCCAUAUCACCAGGGCAAUACAGAGUUAGUAUUAAAAGUGAAGUUGAGAGUACCUCAAACUCUCCCUCCAGCUCAUCUCUUCAAAAAAUUCCUUUGAAAUUAGUUAGCCAGCCUCUGACUCAAGAAACUGUGAUAAACAUUGAUGGCAUGACUUGUAAUUCUUGUGUGCAGUCUGUUGAGGAUGUCAUAUCAAAAAAGGCAGGUGUAAAAUCUAUACGAGUAUCCCUUGCAAAUGGCAAUGGGACUGUUGAAUAUGAUCCUCUACUAACCUCUCCAGAAACCUUGAGAGAAGCAAUAGAAGACAUGGGAUUUGAUGCUACCCUGUCAGAUACAAAUGAGCCCUUGGUAGUAAUAGCACAGCCCUCAUCAGAAAUGCCACUUUUGACAUCAACUAAUGAAUUUUAUACUAAAGUGAUGACACCAGUUCACGACAAGGAGGAGGCAAAGACUUCAUCUAAGUGUUACAUACAGGUUACUGGCAUGACUUGUGCUUCCUGUGUAGCAAACAUUGAACGGAAUUUAAGACGAGAAGAAGGAAUAUAUUCUGUACUUGUGGCUCUAAUGGCUGGCAAGGCAGAAGUAAGAUAUAAUCCUGCAGUUAUACAACCCCCAGUGAUAGCUGAGCUUAUCCGAGAGCUUGGAUUUGGAGCCACUGUGAUAGAGAAUGCUGAUGAAGGGGAUGGUGUUUUGGAACUUGUUGUGAGAGGAAUGACGUGUGCCUCCUGUGUACAUAAAAUAGAGUCUACCCUCACAAAACACAGAGGGAUCUUCUACUGCUCUGUGGCCCUGGCAACCAACAAAGCACAUAUUAAAUAUGAUCCAGAAAUUAUUGGUCCCAGAGAUAUUAUCCAUACAGUUGAAAGCUUAGGUUUUGAAGCUGCUUUGGUCAAGAAGGAUCGGUCAGCAAGCCACCUAGACCAUAAACGAGAAAUAAGACAAUGGAGACGUUCAUUCCUUGUAAGCCUAUUUUUCUGUAUUCCUGUAAUGGGCCUCAUGAUAUAUAUGAUGGUUAUGGACCACCACCUUUCAACUCUACACCAUAAUCAGAACAUGAGUCAAGAAGAAAUGGUCAACAUUCAUUCUUCUAUGUUCCUGGAGCGCCACAUCCUGCCGGGAUUGUCCAUUAUGAAUUUGCUAUCCUUUUUAUUGUGUGUACCUGUCCAGUUUUUUGGAGGCUGGUACUUCUAUGUUCAGGCCUACAAAGCACUGAAGCAUAAAACUGCAAAUAUGGAUGUAUUGAUUGUGCUGGCAACCACCGUUGCAUUUGCCUACUCCUUGGUUAUUCUUCUGGUUGCAAUGUAUGAGAGAGCCAAAGUAAACCCUAUUACUUUCUUUGACACACCUCCUAUGCUAUUUGUGUUUAUUGCAUUAGGCCGGUGGCUGGAACAUAUAGCAAAGGGCAAAACAUCAGAAGCUCUUGCCAAGCUAAUUUCACUACAAGCUACGGAAGCAACUAUUGUAACUCUUGACUCUGAUAAUAUCCUCUUGAGUGAAGAACAAGUGGAUGUGGAACUUGUACAACGUGGAGACAUCAUUAAAGUGGUUCCAGGAGGCAAAUUUCCAGUGGAUGGUCGUGUUAUUGAGGGACAUUCUAUGGUAGAUGAGUCCCUCAUCACAGGGGAGGCAAUGCCUGUGGCUAAGAAAUCUGGUAGCACAGUGAUUGCUGGUUCCAUUAACCAGAAUGGGUCCCUUCUUAUUCGCGCAACCCAUGUUGGAGCAGAUACAACCCUCUCUCAAAUUGUCAAACUUGUAGAAGAGGCACAAACAUCAAAGGCUCCUAUUCAGCAGUUUGCAGACAAACUCAGUGGCUACUUUGUUCCAUUUAUUGUUAUUAUUUCCAUUGUUACCCUCUUGGUUUGGAUUAUAAUUGGAUUUCUGAAUUUUGAAAUUGUGGAAACCUACUUUCCUGGCUACAACCGAAGUAUCUCUCAAACGGAAACGGUAAUACGCUUUGCCUUCCAAGCCUCUAUCACAGUUCUGUGCAUCGCAUGCCCUUGUUCCCUGGGACUGGCCACUCCAACUGCUGUGAUGGUGGGUACAGGAGUAGGUGCUCAAAAUGGCAUACUAAUCAAAGGUGGUGAGCCACUGGAGAUGGCUCAUAAGGUAAAGGUAGUGGUAUUUGAUAAGACUGGAACCAUCACCCAUGGAACCCCAGUAGUGAAUCAAGUAAAGGUUCUGGUGGAAGGUAACAGAAUAUCACACAGUAAGAUCCUGGCCAUUGUGGGAACUGCUGAAAGUAACAGUGAACACCCUCUGGGAGCAGCCAUAACCAAAUACUGCAAGCAGGAGCUGGACACUGAAACCUUGGGUACCUGCAUAGAUUUCCAGGUUGUUCCAGGAUGUGGUAUUAGCUGUAAAGUCACCAAUAUUGAAGGCUUGCUACAUAAGAAUAAUUGGAAGAUAGAGGAAAAUAAUAGUAAAAAUGCAUCCCUGGUUCAAAUUGAUACAAGUAAUGAACAGUCAUCAACUUCGUCUUCCAUGAUUAUUGAUGCCCAGCUCUCAAAUGCUCUUAAUGCUCAACAGUACAAAGUCCUCAUUGGUAACCGGGAGUGGAUGAUUAGAAAUGGUCUUGUCAUUAGUAACAUUGUAGAUGAUUCCAUGACUGAACACGAGAGAAAAGGUCGGACUGCUGUAUUGGUGGCAGUUGAUGAUGAGCUGUGUGGCUUGAUAGCUAUUGCUGAUACAGUGAAGCCUGAAGCAGAAUUGGCUGUCCAUAUUCUGAAAUCUAUGGGCUUAGAAGUAGUUCUGAUGACUGGAGACAACAGUAAAACAGCUAGAUCUAUUGCUUCUCAGGUUGGCAUUAAUAAGGUGUUUGCUGAAGUUCUACCUUCCCACAAGGUUGCUAAGAUGAAGCAACUUCAAGAGGAGGGGAAACAGGUAGCAAUGGUGGGAGAUGGAAUCAAUGAUUCCCCAGCCCUGGCCAUGGCUAAUGUGGGGAUUGCCAUUGGUACAGGCACAGAUGUAGCCAUUGAAGCAGCUGAUGUGGUUUUGAUAAGGAAUGAUCUUCUGGAUGUCGUGGCAAGUAUUGACUUAUCAAGGAAGACAGUCAAAAGGAUUCGGAUAAAUUUUGUCUUUGCUCUAAUUUAUAAUCUGGUUGGAAUUCCUAUAGCUGCUGGAGUUUUUAUGCCCAUUGGUUUGGUUUUGCAGCCCUGGAUGGGAUCUGCUGCAAUGGCUGCUUCCUCUGUUUCAGUAGUACUUUCUUCUCUUUUCCUUAAACUUUAUAGGAAACCAACUUAUGAGAAUUAUGAACUGCAUGCCCGAAGCCAGAUGGGACAGAAAAGUCCUUCAGAAAUCAGCGUUCAUGUUGGAAUAGAUGACACCUCAAGAAAUUCUCCUAAACUGGGUUUGCUGGACCGGAUUGUUAAUUACAGCAGAGCCUCCAUAAAUUCGUUGCUUUCUGAUAAACGGUCUCUAAACAGCGCUGGUACCAGUGAACCUGACAAGCACUCACUCCUGGUGGGAGACCGCUGGGAAGAUGACGACACCACAUUGUAACAGGCCACAGACAGAGGGUGCUAACUAGCUGAUGUUGUUUCGCACAGACACAGCAUUCGUGAUGUCACCUUAGCUUUUCAAAAUACUGUGGAAGGAUUUUAUCUGGGUCUCACACUCUUAAGAUAGGGUUUCUAUUUGAGUUGUAUUUGUCUAAUGGGAAAAAUAUCUUUUUUCAGGGCAUUGGCUCUGAACAUAGCUUUAUUUAAAAUGAUUCUGGUAAUUGUUGCUUUCACUAGCUACAGGUAAGGUGGGCCAGUGAAGUUUACAACAAGCCCUAUAAUUGAAGAUUGCCAAAUUGUUGCUGAAGUGAUAAUUUUCUAUUGGGCAAAAAAAGAAGGCUCAAAGAAAGGAUAAUUAAAAUUUUGAAGAUUUGAGAGCCUGAUCUUGAAGAGAUUCCUGAGCUCUUAUCCCUGCCAGAUUGGAAACAGUGGCUUUCAAAGCACUAUAUAAAGCAUCUAGUUUUAGAAGGAAAACAGUAGAAACUAUUUAAAAACAGAAAUACCUUAUUUAUUACAGGUUUUCUUCCCCCUCUCUUUCUCCCUGUGUCUUUGAUUUUGCAGUUGCUUUCUUAGAUGCCCUGGUGCAUUUUCUUUUGUUAUCUUCUUAGCUGGUGAUAGUUUUUCAUUGAUAAAAAUAGCUGACACCUUUUCCAAUAUCUUGUUCCUUUCUUUAACUUGUAGCUCAAAAGAUCGUAAGGGUCUGUAGAGUUCCCUGCUUGCCGUCUUCUCAUUGUGGUAAAAAUAUAUCAGAUUCUUCCUUCAAUGACUCUCUAGCUCUGUGCAGGCUUUCAGUUCACUCUUGUUGAGUUCAGCUACAAGUUGUUUUUAGUGUACUCUGUCAGCCUCAGUCCAGAAGCUUAAGCUUUUGAGCCUCUUUCACAAUUAAUUUUUAAAAUAAGAUUAACACUACCAUCUUUAACAUAUACAGGUCAUGUAAAAUUACCUGGAUUCACCAAAUUUGUUCUUUAAUGGAGAGAAUAUAAGACCUUAACUGGUAUAUAUGAUUUAAUAGAUUUUAGUUAUCUUUUAGUGUUUUAGAUAACCUCUCAAAAUGACUUUAAAGUAAUGCUGUUACACGAAACUGCUUUUACCAAAAAGUACAAUAAAUUGUAAUACAGAAAUGAGACUCUCCCUAGGUUGUGAUACCUCUUGACCAAAUCUAUACUUUUCUCUAGUUUAACACAUUUGCACUUGCUAGUUAGCAUCGUUCACAAAUUCAGGGGCUUGUUCUCAUUGCCAUAUAGAUUUAGAACAUUCCCUAGUGAGUGCCUGGGAGUUAGCACUUGUGUCACUAUUUAAAUUUCAUUUAAUUUUAAUUCAUUUAAAUUAAAUUGCAAGCUGGAUUUCAUAUGCAAAAUAUGUAAGUGAAGAGAACUCAUAAAUAAAUUUCUAGUAUUUUGUUCCCAUUGCCAAAUGGGAAGCUACUAACACAUAGGAUUUGUACUCAGUAAAUGUUAGUCCUUUUCUCCCCUUGAGGUCAGAAAUAAAUACUAAAAGUCAUUUUUAUAGGACAAAGUCUAAAAUCAGCUGGGAGUGGGGGAUGGGUUUCUUCCUCUCCUACUUCCUUUCUCUCUUAUCCUUUCAUACACGCAAAACAGUUUACAACAUUAUUACAUGCUAUCUUUUCAGAUUUGGAAAAUAUCUCAUUUUUAUCUCAGUUAUAAAGAGAGAACUGAAACUUUUGAUGAAGGUGCUAUUAAUCUAGAAAGGCAAACUCAUUUUCAUGAAAUAUGAAUGAGUUUGUAUAUGCAGGCUCUUUUUUAGACCAAUACCUCUGCCAUUGUCCAUGCUUCCAGUUUGAAUUUUAAUAUUUUGAAAAUUUUUAAUUCCAGUGGCCCAUACCACAAUGUAUUUCUUCUAGAAGAAACAGCUGAUAUGACAAAAUGUAGAAUAGACUUUUGAAAAAGAAGUACCUCUCUCUUCCUCAUCCUCACUCCUCUCUCUCUGAAGCACUUGUACAUAGCCUGUUAAUGUUUUUAUUAUUAUGCGUGUGUCUGAGUCAUCCUUUUAGCCCCCACAUGCCAGGGGGACCCCCAUGUCCUAGGACAGUGAGAAGAGCAGCCUGUAGUCUGGGAAAAAACAAGGAUAUCAUUUCAGCCAUUAUUACCAGAAUAGGAAACAUUUUGUUCAGAAAGAAUCCUGCUUUAAAUAUCUGUAGUCAUCUUUGAAUUUUCUAUCACAAGUCUCUUUUGUAAUCCAGAACUCCCAUUAGCUUCACAGAGCAGCUGUAUUCACAGGAGAGGGAGGUGAUAUAUGGAGGGGAUCAAAAGCAUUGCUUUCAGUUAGUAACUAGCUUUGAGUACCUAGUUAAUAGAACAAAUUUUAUAAGUGUGUGUAUGUGUGUGUAUUCAUAUACAUAUGUGCACAUAUAUAUGCACACACAUAUUACUAUAUAGAAGGAAAAUAGAUUUAUAUUUGAAUUUGAUAUUUGGAGUUCUUUAUUUGUUGUUCCUUUAUCACUCUUCGGUAUUCACUCAGCAGCCAUUCCCUGUCUGAAGAUAACAAGGGUGUUUUGAUAUCCAGUGUAGGUUCAAACUCAACUAUAGGGCACCUUUUAUCUUAAAUAUCCAAAGAUGCCUUUUGAAUUUCAAAGGUUAAAACUCAACUAGAAUAUUUAGUGUUGUAGUCUCAAGAAGUAUGGUUGUCAGUUGUGAAAAUAGAAAUGUUACUUUUCCUAGUUUAGUAUCAACAUUUAGAGUGUUAAAUUUGAUGCCUGUGAACAAAUAAUUUUAUACUGUGCUUUAACUAUUCUUUUUUCAGAUGUAUUCUUUGUUCAUAUUGCUUAACAUAGCAUCAUAGAGAGGAUGUUUCCAAAAACUGAAGCGUGCAUAUCUUUUAUGUACAAAGCUUAAGAUCAAGAAUGUAUGUUCUUAGAGAAUUCUUUUUCCAUUCCUUGUGGAUCAUGCUUUAAAAUUAUUUUUCUUAAUAUUUAUUUUACUCUAUUUUGUUAUUUUCUUGCAGUGAGGCAUCUGGUUACUGGUUAUUUCAAUAAGAAUAAAAACAUUCCUGGAAUCAC